This is a messenger RNA of Leptomonas pyrrhocoris, 709 nucleotides long. RefSeq lists its product as hypothetical. The transcript has a single exon. Bases 119 to 709 code for a protein of 196 amino acids. The record is from RefSeq and is a predicted model, not a curated record. Lineage: Eukaryota; Euglenozoa; Kinetoplastea; Trypanosomatida; Trypanosomatidae.
AGCGUGUAGCGAAGCUCCCUCGUAGCCGCCUGCACAUUGCUCGCGUCUGCCAUCGUGGACGCAUUCUUCCGUGGCUAUUAUCUUAUAUAUAUAUAUAUAUAUAUUUAUUCCCUAGACAAUGACCGCCGCAGCGAAGGUGGCGCGAGUCGUCUCCUCGCGCCUCCGCGUCAUACAACGCGACUACUUAACUCGACGCGGCGGCCGCACCCACCACCUGCGCUCCUCCGUCGCCGUCGAUUACACACCGGCGUACUUCGCCGCGUACAAGGCAGACCCAAACCUGUGCCCGCGCCUCAUCGAUGCGGAGGCCAUUCACGGAGAUGAGCAGGCGUUUUGGUCUGCCCGUCGCGACUUCUACCGGGGCGGAGCCUCGCGCUCCUAUUACCCGACCUGGGACCGACAGGCGCAGGCGCUGGUGAUGCUGACACGCGAGGUCGCACGCGUACCGCAGGAGGCGGCAUUUCGCCUCUUCACUCUCGGACUAAAGAUGCUGCUGCUGCCGAGGCUGGUGACGAACGCGGAGUUGAUGCUGCCGUCGUGGGUGCUGAUGAACACGGAGGGCCCGCUCGGUGCGGCGUUGGAGGGUACGCCGAAGACGGCAGCGGAAAGCGGCGGAGACAAAUCCAGUGCUGCGAAUAAGGAGAACGCGAAGUCGGAGGGGUCGGGUGGCGCUCCCGUGGACGGCGCGGGUCCAGACACCGCGAAGUAA